Molecule: messenger RNA, 300 nt
Organism: Cooperia oncophora
Lineage: Eukaryota; Metazoa; Nematoda; Chromadorea; Rhabditida; Trichostrongylidae
Source: the annotation of a GenBank genome assembly
AUGCUGAUAGCAGACCCAAGGAACGCCGUCUUUGUGGACAAAUUUGCUGCGAUGGGCGUCGAUUUGUGCCUUAUAUUCCUACUUCUUUUUUACAUUGUUGCAGCAAUCGUUGGAAGUGCAGUGAUCAUCAGGGUUAUUCUGCGCAUUCGUGCAAGAAGGCAUGAGUUCUCUGCCAAAACAUAUCGCCUUCACAUCAAUGUGGUCGUUUCUCUGGUCAUGUAUUGUGUCAUACUUUUCGUUCAGCUCGGCCUACCCGUUAUGCUAUUUGUCAUCACGCUGUCAUGGAUGACUGCAAUGUGA